Chinchilla lanigera (long-tailed chinchilla) is the source of this 3104-nucleotide messenger RNA. RefSeq names its product interleukin-36 gamma. Gene Ontology annotation, biological process: cytokine-mediated signaling pathway; cellular response to lipopolysaccharide; positive regulation of gene expression. Bases 126 to 617 code for a protein of 163 amino acids. The record is from RefSeq and is a predicted model, not a curated record. The transcript has 5 exons. Gene Ontology annotation, molecular function: cytokine activity. Lineage: Eukaryota; Metazoa; Chordata; Mammalia; Rodentia; Chinchillidae.
AUCUAGAUAAAUGACCCAGGCUCUCUCAGAGCCAUUAUUGCCCUCAGAAGCUGAUGGAACUGUGAUUUGGUCCAGUGGACUUUCAAUAAAGAUACUUUCUUGCCAGAUUCUGAGACAACCUCACUAUGAAGACCCCUGAAGGUGUUAUUUAUGGAGCAGCAAGAAAUACCCCACAGCUUGGAAAGAUCUCCGAUUUGGAUCAGCAGGUGUGGAUCCUUCGGGGUCAGUCCCUGGUGACAGUUCCACGGAGUAAUAGUGUGGUGCCAGUCACUGUCACUGUUCUUGCAUGCAAAUAUCCAGAGACCCUUGAGAAAGACAAAGGAACUCCCAUUUAUCUAGGAGUCCAGGAUCCAGAUAUGUGUUUGUGUUGUGAGGACGUCGAAGGACAACCCACACUGUUGCUGAAGGAAGAGAAGAUUUUGGAUCUGUACCACCAACCUGAGCCUGUGAAACCCUUCCUCUUCUACCGCUACCACUCUGGGACAACCUCCACCUUUGAGUCUGUGGCCUUUCCUGGCUGGUUCAUUGCCUCUUCCAAGAAAGAUGAGCCCAUCUUCCUCACUGCAGACCGGGGGCAGUCAUAUAACAUAAACUUCAAUUUACAUAUAGAAGCUUGAACUCAGUUUGGAGAUGGUAGUUUGGUCCUUAAGUUUUCAAAGUCCCAGGAUGUUUUCAUCUGUAUGACCUCACUGCCAUUUUCACACCAGCGCUGAGAGAUGAGUAGGUUGCUGUCACCAUUUUGUGUUCUGGAUGAAGAAAUAAUGGCUUUGUGGCCACUGAAGGCAGGAUGUGGACUCAGACCAGGGCUGGAGUGAGGUGUGGGUCUCCCCUCUAGCAGCCCACAGGACAUCAUGCAUGAGAAAUGGUGCCCUGUGCUGUGGUGAAUAAACUAUGGAAGGCCAUGUGAAUAGUGACACCUUUAUUUUCAGGUGAUUGGUCUUGUCCAUAACUGGAUUAUACACACUCAGUAUACUGAAUAUUCUUGCAUUUGAUUGAUGUGAAAUCCAGGCUGACAUUUGCUGAAAAUAUGGUUCCUUUGGAUCUUUAGAUGCUGGGCACCACAUAGGGCUAAUUCUACUAGGACAGGGACUUUUGGAUUCUGGGAGGAACUACUAGUUUUAGAAUGACUGAAGUGGAAUGUCUGCUUCUGGAAGCUGGACCUGAAGACACUACCUGUUAACCCGUGGAUGACUGGGCAUGGGGCUAGAGACACUGCUUUUCCCCUACCCUCAGAGAUCAAAGAGCAAGGAUUGUAGUUAAAAAUAUAUGGCAAUAAAAUAUUAACUUUUGUUGCUUAGAUUUUUAAAAGAAUCUUUAAUAUUCUUGACAAAAUAGGGCAUGCUUAUGUUUAAAAGCACUCUUUCUUGUCUUAAUCUUAUUUUUUUCCAUGAGACGGCUUCUCUGUUUUGGCCUUUUUUCCUCCCAUUUUCCUCCAUAUGUGUCUAGGUAUGAGGUUUUGCUUUCAUUUCACAAAUUACCAAUCUUAGAUAUUGUUUUCUUCUACCAAAUAGAUGCCAUUUGCAUCUCCAUUGAACAAAAGUUAUACUGAUGUUUGUCUGUUUUCUGAAAAUUAAUAAUAGGCUCAGAGUCAAGCAAAAGGAUUACCCAUAGGAGGUAAUUGUCUGGUAAACAGUGUUCUAAGAUGAUCUUUAACCUGCUUUACAGGAUUUGGAUACUUUUAAUUAAUGUCAUCUCCUCUUUCCACCUUUUUGUUUUGUGUGAGAGGAAAGAGAGGUACUGAAGUGGACAAGACAUUCUGAGGGUGGCACUAACAUUUAAUAGUAGAACUGGAAAUAGUGGCACUCUUGAUUUUUGGUCUUUAAAUUUCUAUCUGUUGGAUGUCAUGGAACACCGCAUGAGAAAUCAACAACACUCUCCUGAGCAAGACAGUCUAGCGAGUCACCACCAUCUCACUUCCAUCACUGGGGCUGACCUUAUUUUGUGGGGAGUCAGCAGAUGAUCCACCCAGGGUGGAAUACCUCUGGCCACCCAACCACCAUUGUGUAAUGACAUCAGUGCUGAAAUGCAUUUAUUGCAUACAGUGAUUCUCAAAUUUGAAAUAUCAGAAUCACCUGGGGUGUGCACUAAAAUCCCAGGGACUCCACACCUAGUAAAUUAAAUCAUCCUCUCUUAGAAAUUGCAACCUGUUAGGUUUAGGAUGGGGCUUAAUAAUCAAUAUUUUGCCAAGGAUCCUAGAGAAUACUGAUGGAUGAACCAAACAUGGGAAAUAAAAGAACUCAGAUUAAUUAUACUUGGGGUGAUCUGUGUGCUUCUACAGAAAUAAGGGAAUGUUGGGCCAGAGAUAUAGCUCAGUGGUACAGCAUCUUGCUUGGCAAGCACGAGGUCCUGAGUUCAAUUCCUGGUCCCCAAAAAAUAGUUUAAAAAAAAGAAAUAAGAGGAUGUUAGUAAAUGUAUAUACUUUUUGCUUAUUAUUGUUGGUUUGAGAUUUACUUCUCUAAGGUAUUUCUCUGUUGAAUGAUUUGUAUAAAAAGUAUUCAAGCCUUCAAAUAUAAUUUCAUAACAUUCCAAGGUUAGAAAGAACUCAAGUUUCCAUCAAUUGGUGAAUAGAUACAUUGUCAUGUGUAUUUGAUACUAUUAACUGAUACAAAGAAAUUAGCUACUGAUAGAGAUGAAACAAGAUGAAUAUUAAAUAUUUCUGAUCGAUUGUGCAUGCUUGUGUCUGGUGGUCUGAGCAACCGAUUUGAAGGUAAUGGAAUAUGCAAUGGAAUUACAAUGGUGAACUCCUAAAAAUAAAAAAUAUUAAAAAUGUCAUUGAGGAUCCCAGACAUAAAAGGUACAUAUUGUAUGAGUGCAUUUAUAAGACGUUCAAGAAUAGGCAAAAAUAAUCUUUGAUGAUAGGAAUCAAAACAGUGGUUGCUUUGGCAAGGAAAGAACAAACAUUUUUAAAAGCUACCAUAGAGCUAAAAUGGGUGGCAUUCAAAGGAUCAAAAACCCGCAAUGGCUUUCCACUCUGUACAGCAGCAUAAUAAGCCAGAAAUCAUUGACAUAACGCUUUCCACUUUGUGAAGUAAAAGGAUUCCCACCGUAGAAUCCAUAUCCAGACAAUGUAUUAAUUAUGAGUAAAAUAAACCAUUUUCAAAGGA